This is a messenger RNA of Phytomonas sp. Hart1, 312 nucleotides long. The record is from the annotation of a GenBank genome assembly. NCBI's taxonomy places the organism in Eukaryota, Euglenozoa, Kinetoplastea, Trypanosomatida, Trypanosomatidae.
AUGGAGAGGGACAGCCUGCCGGUGCUCAACCGCGCGUUUUUGCAGGACGCCACGGCGCCUUCCCUCAGCAUCGCCCCCCUCCACAAUUAUCGGAAUACCGGUCGGCGGAGUUUUAGGCUCAUGCAGCGGCAGCAGUACUACACCCAAAGUGAUAUGAACUUGAUCGCGUCCAAGGAGUUGGUAAAUAUGCCCACUGAACGGCCUAAUCGUCGUGGCUCUAAAGCAAAUGCCCCCCAAGGAGGGGUCUCUUUGUUGGGUAUGGGCCAAAAGGACUUAGCAGAGCUGGAGAGUGAAUUCAAACGAUUAACAUGA